UACGAGACCCUGGUGUAAACUAGUACUUAAAAACACCGCUACGAGACCCUGGUGUAAACCAGUACUUAUAAACACCGCUACGAGACCCUGGUGUAAACUAGUACUUAUAAACACCGCUACGAGACCCUGGUGUAAACUAGUACUUCGACCUUUUAACUAGUUCAAGGGUCGGCAAGAGUUUGCUGUGCAGUGUAUCAAGUAUAUCGAGCUGGCGAGAGUAUAACAAGGAGAUGGUGAAGAAGGGUCUACUUGAGCGGCUGCGGGAGGGUCCGGUUGUCGGGGACGGGGGUUAUUUAUUCACCCUGGAGAAGCGCGGUUACGUCAUGGCCGGACCCUACACCACUGAGGCGGUCAUGGAACACCCGGAGGCAGUCAAACAGGUGCACCGAGAGUUCAUGCGCGCAGGCGCAGAUGUGCUCCAGGCCUUCACAUUCUGGUCGACGGAUGACAGACUAGCGCUGACUGGUCCUGACGCCCCUGGGAACGAGACUGGGAAGAACUUCACGUGCAAAGAAGUCAACGACCAGGCAUGUACUAUUGCGAAGGAGGUUGCUGCGGACGGGGAUGCCUUAGUCUGCGGAGGGUUAUCCAACACUCCGUCCUACGCGCAGGGGAAAGGCAAGGCCGCCGUGCAGCAGGAAUUCAGCAAACAGGUGGACGUCUUCGUGGAGCAUGAUGUGGACUUCCUAUUGGCUGAGUUCUUUGGGUACGUGGAGGAGGCUGAGUGGGCUAUUGAAGUGCUGAAGGCCAGGGGAAAGGGAAAACCUGUAGCCUGCACCCUUCGGAUCGGGCCGUUAGGAGACGACAGUGAUGUGCCGCCUGGGGAGUGUGCCGUCAGGAUGGCAAAGGCCGGUGCUGAUGUGGUUGGGUUAAACUGUCGGUUCGAUGCCAACACCUGUCUGAAGACCAUAAAGAUGAUGAAGGAUGCACUAGAUAAGGAAGGGCUGUCCCCGUACCUGAUGGUACAGCCGAACGGCUUCUUUUCACCGGAGACCGAACAGACGAAGGACGGGUGGACGAUCCUGCCGGAGUUUCCGUUCGCUCUGGGACCCCGGCAGAUGACACGGUUUGAGGUCAACCACUUUGUCCGAGCGGCCUUUGACCUCGGGGUCAAGUACAUCGGUGGCUGCUGUGGAUUUGAGCCCCACCACAUCCGGGCUAUUUCUGAAGAGCUAUCACCAGAGCGCGGAGGAAAGCUAGGAGAUGCUAGCAAGAAACACCGUCCUUGGGGAGGGGGGCUGAAGACUAACCAACCUGAGAAAGACUUCAUCAUUGGAAAAGAUACCAGAGAAUACUGGGAAUCGGUGAAACCAGCCAUAGGCCGCCCAGGGUUUCCGGACGUCCAGACGAAACUCUUCCGGCACUGAGCACUCACCACUCUGCUGGCAGCAACCUCCUGCUUCCGAGCUGACUUGGUUGAACGUACAUCAUGUAAUUAUUGUGUAUAGUUAAGUCAGCAUAUACAUGAAGGGUACCUAUGUUUGACUGAUUGAAUGAUUGAUUUUUGUUGGUGAUAAACCUGGACAGUGGUGCAUAUCAGUAUUUUGCUUGUAAUAAGUUCUACUUUUAACAUUUAAUACCCAUGGAUUACAUUGUUUGCAAAUACUGCUGAUAAUAUGUAAUAAGAUAUCCUUUUACUAGUACUCUUCUAACUGGGCAUAGUUAUAGAUACAAUUUAUGCUCUCAACAGUGCCGCCCGGCGAUAUCUACUUGAAUGGCCUCAUUGCGCAUUUGAACCCUCAAAUAUUUUGAUAUUUUGGACGUAGUGUCCAUAUGCAUCUCUGAUUCGUACCAGUCUUCAGUGUGAAGGCUUAUGUAUUAGUUGCUUGGUUUCUUCUGUCGUCGGAAGUCAUAGGAUGGUGGUCACGAAAAUAGCUACUCGCUACCAAGUGUGUAGUGCUUCGUCACUGAAAAUGAAGCCAUUUAGUUCAUGUCACACAACGUUAUCCUCUGAAAAAGCGGUAUCUUUGUAAUAAGGUGACAAAAAUGAUUAAAUUUUUUUAAA
Messenger RNA from Branchiostoma belcheri (Belcher's lancelet), 2005 nucleotides. Its product is annotated as betaine--homocysteine S-methyltransferase 1-like. NCBI's taxonomy places the organism in Eukaryota, Metazoa, Chordata, Leptocardii, Amphioxiformes, Branchiostomatidae. The record is from RefSeq and is a predicted model, not a curated record. The transcript has 9 exons. Bases 231 to 1367 code for a protein of 378 amino acids. Gene Ontology annotation, molecular function: zinc ion binding; betaine-homocysteine S-methyltransferase activity.